Molecule: messenger RNA, 917 nt
Organism: Botrytis porri
Lineage: Eukaryota; Fungi; Ascomycota; Leotiomycetes; Helotiales; Sclerotiniaceae
Exons: 4
Coding region: 483-917 (144 amino acids)
Source: RefSeq, a predicted model, not a curated record
CGGAACUUACGAACAGCGGCGAUUAAGUUGACUCGGAUAGAAACCGGAUAGAAACCGAAAGGGGCUGUACCGGUACUUAUUAAUUGAUUGAUGCUAGUUUGAGCUCGGUUGCAGCAGCUUGAUAAUUAUGAUCAAUUGAUUCGAUUCUCUAGCCAACUUUCUCAAGAUUUAAUCUGUUUUCGACGGAUAAUCGGAAGAUGACACCUUAGAGCAAUUGCUUGGCUGUUUCUCCCUCACUGACGUCAAGCGGAUGGAUAACUUGGUGAUAUUCUCGGUCAGGUAUGAGGACAAAGGGAGUUGUAUUCUGAGUCGCCUUACAAGCUAUAAUAAUCAUACAAUUACAUCUAUAACGGAUUCUUUUCAAUUUCAAGCUCGCUCGUUUUCUCUGUUCAUUAUUUGCCUUUUAUCUUCAAUAUUCACAUCUGCGCGUGUUGGCUACCUCUCACAACAUUUUCAGCUUCAAUUGACUCGACUUCUCCAACAUGUCAUCUCAACCCUCGACCGUCGAACAAAUGAAGGACAAAGCUUCUUCCGCAUACGAGACUGUAGUCAACAGUGUAUCUGCGAUUUCUGAAGAUGGUGUGUAUGAUCCUGACCAAGACAAGAACAAGGUUGGAAAAGAUGCACACGGGAACAAGUUUAGGAAGGGCGAUUUCAAAGAUAAAUUGAAUCAAGCUGCUUGUGGGGGACAACCGGAAAAAGAAGAAAGCCUGACAGAGAAAGCAUUUUCGUGGAUACCAGGCGUAAGCGCAUUACAAAAAUCAACUUUGGAACAAGGACCGGACGAUACAACGGUGAAAGGCAAUGAAGCACCCCCAGUUCGGCCACAACACGAUGUACCGAUUGAACAAUUUUUGAGAAAGCAAUAUCAUAGCAGAAGUGGAGAAGGGAUCCCAAACCCUAAGGAAAGUAAUUGA